CACGAGAGGGAAUGGAAUCUGAUCUCUCUCACUCUCCACCAAGCAUCAGCACAGCAACCAACCAACCAACAGCCCAACAGACACAUUCCCUCCUGAAAUUACCAAAAAGCAACUAAAUCAAAAAUAAAUAUACCCAAAACAUAAUCAAGGAAUUUUUAUUCAAAAAAGUGAGUGAGAGAUAUCAAAACAAUUGAAAGCAAAGACAGAUAACCCACCCCCUCUUUGUCUUUCCGUCCUCGCCGCUAUCAACGGCCAUCAUUUUGUCCGCAUUCCAUCUCCAUUCAUUGCCAGAAGAGAGCUCACACACACUCCCACUGUAAAAUGACACCAUGACGACCUCGGCUCAACCACCCCCACCGCCAUCCAAGACCCAACGCAAGCUCAUUGUCGAAAUCGUUGACGCUCGUGAUCUUCUCCCCAAGGACGGCCAGGGAAGCUCAAGUCCUUACGUGAUCGUGGACUUCGACGGGCAUAAGCAGCGAACGACUACUAAGUACAGGGAUUUGAAUCCAGUAUGGAACGAGAAGCUAGAGUUCUUGGUUUCGGACCCGGAUACCAUGGAGGUCGAGGAACUGGAGAUCGAGGUCUUCAAUGAUAAGAGAAUGGGGAAUGGGGGUGGUAGUUCCAGGAAGAACCAUUUUCUGGGGCGCGUCAAGCUGUAUGGAAGUCAGUUUGCCAAGAGAGGAGAGGAAGGGUUGGUGUAUUUUCCUUUGGAGAAGAAGAGUGUGUUCAGUUGGAUUAGAGGUGAGAUUGGGUUGAGGAUUUAUUACUAUGACGAAGAGGUGGUUGAGGAGACCAAGACGCCGGAGGAACCUCCACCGCAGGCCGAUGUAAAGAAGCCACCGGUGGAGGAAAGUAGAGUGCAGUCGUUGGAGAUUCCGGUUGCGCAGAUGGAGGUUGUUAGGGAGGGCUCGCAGUCGCCACCAAUUGUGAUCAUUGAGGAGUCACCUCCGCCGCCAGUGAGUCCGCAGACGGAGCAUCAUGUGCCGGAGGAGGUGCAAUCGGAGAUGAGGAGGAUGGUGCAGGGUGUGAAAAUGGGAGGUGGAGAAAGGGUGAGGCUUUGGAGGAGACCGAACGGAGAUUACUCCCCAAAAGUUAUCCGUGGGAGGUUCACCAGCGAGUCCGAGAAGAUGACGGCGUACGAUCUUGUGGAGCCCAUGCAGUACCUCUUCGUGCGAAUCGUCAAGGCCCGCCGACUCUCACCCACCGAGAGUCCCUGCGUAAAGAUCCGAACUGCUGGUCACUUCUUGAGAUCAAAACCAGCGACUCUACGGCCUGGUGAGUCAUGGGAAAACCCUGAGUGGCACCAGGUCUUUGCUCUCGGCUACAACAAGUCCGAUUCAGCAAGCGCCACGUUAGAGAUCUCAGUUUGGAACGGAACGUCGGAACAGUUCCUCGGUGGCGUUUGCUUCGAUCUCUCAGAUGUGCCCGUACGAGAUCCUCCGGAUAGUCCUCUUGCUCCGCAAUGGUACCGUCUUGAAGGCGCCGACGAUCAAAAUUCCGGCAUCGUAUCUGGCGAUAUCCAGCUCUCAGUUUGGAUCGGAACUCAGGCGGAUGAUGCAUUUCCGGAAUCAUGGAGUUCCGACGCACCCUACGUGGCCCACACGCGCUCAAAGGUUUAUCAGUCGCCAAAGCUAUGGUACCUCAGAGUUACAGUGAUGGAAGCACAAGACCUUCACAUUGCUUCGAAUCUUCCUCCAUUAACAGCUCCAGAGGUUCGCGUGAAAGCGCAGUUAGGGUUCCAAUCCGUGCGGACCAGGAGGGGGUCCAUGAGCAGUCACAGUUCGUCAUUCUUCUGGCAUGAGGACCUCGUCUUCGUCGCCGGCGAGGCUCUGGAGGACCACUUGAUCCUGUUGGUGGAGGACCGCACGGCCAAGGACGCCCUGCUUCUCGGCCAUGUCGUAGUGCCGGUGAGCGCCAUUGAGCAGCGAAUAGACGAGCGCCACGUGGCAUCCAAAUGGUUCCCACUGGAUGGCGGGUGCGUAGGUGGGCCCUACUGUGGGAGAAUCAAUCUACGGCUAUGCUUGGAGGGUGGGUAUCACGUGCUGGACGAGGCAGCCCAGGUGUGCAGCGACUUUCGGCCAACGGCGAAGCAACUGUGGAAGCCGGCGGUGGGUGUUUUAGAGCUUGGAAUCCUGGGGGCUCGUGGAUUGCUGCCCAUGAAAACGAAGGGCGGAGGUAAAGGUUCCACCGAUGCUUACUGCGUCGCCAAGUAUGGGAAGAAAUGGGUGAGAACCAGGACCAUUACAGACAGCUUCGACCCACGCUGGAACGAGCAGUAUACGUGGCAAGUCUACGACCCAUGCACCGUUCUGACCAUCGGAGUAUUCGACAACUUGCGAAUGUUUGCGCCAGACAUGCCAGAGGAGAAGCCUGACUACCGUAUAGGAAAAGUCCGCAUACGCGUAUCCACAUUGGAGAGCAACAAGGUGUACACCAAUUCCUAUCCCUUGCUCGUCCUCCAGAGAACCGGGUUGAAGAAAAUGGGGGAGAUCGAAUUAGCGAUUCGCUUCGCAUGUCCUUCAAUGUUGCCCGAAACCUGCGCCAUCUACGGCCAGCCACUGCUCCCACGAAUGCACUAUCUCCGCCCACUGGGGGUGGCGCAGCAGGAGGCGCUGCGUGGGGCCGCCACUAAAAUAGUGGCAGCAUGGCUUGUACGAUCAGAGCCACCGCUGGGGCCGGAGGUGGUCCGUUACAUGCUGGACGCAGACUCCCACACUUGGAGCAUGAGAAAGAGCAAGGCCAACUGGUUUCGAAUUGUGGCGGUGCUUGCAUGGGCAGUGGGGUUGGCAAAAUGGUUGGAUGAUAUUCGAAGGUGGAAGAACCCAAUCACCACUGUACUCGUCCACGUCUUGUACUUGGUGCUUGUUUGGUACCCAGAUUUAAUAGUCCCAACGGGCUUCCUGUACAUAUUCUUGAUCGGAUUAUGGUACUACCGCUUCAGGCCCAAAAUCCCAGCCGGCAUGGACAUCAGACUCUCUCAGGCGGAAACGGUGGACCCGGAUGAGCUCGACGAGGAAUUCGACACCAUCCCAAGUUCCAAGCCCCCCGAAAUAAUCCGAGCCCGAUACGACCGGUUGAGAAUGCUGGCAGCCCGGGUCCAAACAGUACUGGGUGAUUUUGCGACCCAAGGCGAGAGGGUGCAAGCACUGGUGAGCUGGAGGGACCCAAGGGCCACAAAAUUAUUCAUAGGAGUGUGCCUCAUUGUGACAGUGGUACUGUAUGCGGUGCCACCAAAAAUGGUGGCAGUGGCCAUAGGAUUCUAUUUCUUACGCCACCCCAUGUUCAGGGACCCAAUGCCACCAGCUAGCCUCAAUUUCUUUAGGAGGCUUCCAAGCUUGUCUGAUAGGUUAAUGUAGAGGAGAGUUAGUAGUAGCUGAAAAUAGAUUGAAGAGGCACCCUGUAUUGCUGUGGGGGGCAGCGAGGAGAGAGUGGGUGAGGAACAUUGAAACAAUGAAAUCAACUGUUUGUGUUGAAAAACAAAAGUGUUGUCCACUCGUAAUAACAUUGUAAGGAGUGAAAAGGGGAAGAGGGAAAAGUGGGAUGGUGUCUGUCUUUUUUGUAUUUGCAUUGAUUGACUGACUGUUGAGAACUUGAAAUAAAGAAAAAAGAGCGAGGCAAACAGAGUUGAGGGGGAAAGGAGUAGGAAAAAAUGGAGUGCCAGAUAGAUUUAAAAAAGAAAGGGAGAGAUUUCAGAUUUGGAUGCCAGAGGGUUUGAUGUAAUGGUGUCGUGGAAAGUACAGCAUUGAAUUGCAUUCUAAUAAUAUAAAACUCCACCUUCAUUUCUUCC
Messenger RNA from Vitis riparia (riverbank grape), 3790 nucleotides. Its product is annotated as protein QUIRKY. The transcript has a single exon. Lineage: Eukaryota; Viridiplantae; Streptophyta; Magnoliopsida; Vitales; Vitaceae. Bases 330 to 3359 code for a protein of 1009 amino acids. The record is from RefSeq and is a predicted model, not a curated record.